Messenger RNA from Peromyscus maniculatus bairdii (prairie deer mouse), 992 nucleotides. Its product is annotated as IQ domain-containing protein F5-like. The record is from RefSeq and is a predicted model, not a curated record. Gene Ontology annotation, molecular function: calmodulin binding. Lineage: Eukaryota; Metazoa; Chordata; Mammalia; Rodentia; Cricetidae.
UUCUCUCCUUUUUCAUUGUCCACUCCCGAGGAACAGAGACUGGCCGCGUUUAUAGUGUCUCUGUGCCGCAGCUUCCUGAGAGCUGGCUUCUUCUACGCUCCAUGAUCACUGCUUUGCAUCCCACCUUUAGUCAAAAGUGCCUCCGCUCUUGUUAAUAUCAUUCCUUCUCUACUUACGUUCCGCUCCUCUGCUGUUUCCUCUAUGACCCCAAAACUAAUCACUAGUCUUACUAUGUUUAUUUUUCCUUCCCACAUUCCUUCCUCGGUAAAUGAGACUACAAACAGAUGAAGGAAGGAAGGAAGUCAACACAAAAUAAGAAAAUAAAAUUCAAUAAAGAGAAAGAGUGAAGGAAAUGCUUCAUUUCUGAAAUGCUGGAAAUGGUUGUUAAAGCCAACAAAACCCCUGUGGAAGAAGUAUCAGAACCAAAACCCAAAAAGAAAAAUGAAAAAUCAAAGUCCACACCUCCACCUGAAAAAAAGACCAAGGAAAAAGAAUCACCACGGCCAAAACGACCGCCGCCGCCGCCGCCGCCGCCGCCGCCAAAACUACCACCACCACAGCUGGCAGCCAAAACGAUCCAGGCCUGGUGGCGAGGCACCCUGGUGCGGCGCACGCUGCUGACGGCUGCCCUCAAUGCUUGGAUCAUUCAGUGCUGGUGGAGACAGACACUGGCCACAACACUCAAGUUGAAACGCAUGGAGGCUCUGUGUCGGAUGGCACGAGAAACAAGGGCCUGUGUCACUAUUCAGUCCUGGUUCCGAAUGCUGCAGGUCCGCCGGCGGUACCGCCGCUUGCGUUACGCCACCCACAUCAUCCAGGUGUCAUGGCGCUGGUACAACUGCCAUACCCGUGGCUAUUUUGAGGGCAGCUAUGAAAUCACAGGGGACAAACUAAGUCUGCGGCUUGACAUCUUUCUGGGAUCACAGGUUUGUCGUAUAUCAGACUGCAUAUCCUUGCCAAUAAAGAACUGAUCCAUCAGGUCUUCUAACAGA